Molecule: messenger RNA, 10386 nt
Organism: Mya arenaria
Lineage: Eukaryota; Metazoa; Mollusca; Bivalvia; Myida; Myidae
Product: centrosomal protein of 290 kDa-like
Exons: 12
Coding region: 283-9108 (2941 amino acids)
Source: RefSeq, a predicted model, not a curated record
AUAGAGCGGCAAACUUGUAUUGGCUCGAUACAAACUUGACUUCAACUUUAAACAAGGGAAGCGCAGUGUUAUUUGGGGGAAAUAUGAUUACCCUACAAUUUUGUUUUACAAUGGAUAUUUGGGAAUAAAGUUAACGAUGGGAUUUUUAGGGGAAGCAGAUUGUCGGUGGAGCUCGACACAGGAUUGCUUCUCCAUAUAAAGAGAUACCAGAUUAGUUCAACAGAUAGUUUUGGAAAACGGUACAAAGAUGUAUACAUGGUUUAAACUUUAAAAGGUGAAACCAUGGACCAUUUUGUGGAUGAGUUGUAUGAUAUGCAACAUGACAAAAUUGCACUUCGAAAAGAAGUAUAUAGUCUACAAUUGGUUAAUGAAAAUUUAUUUUUUGAAAACGAAAAUCUCAAAGAACAACUUAAUCUUAUGCAACAUGAAAACAGUACAUUAAGCAGUGAUGACUACAGCUAUGCACAAGAAUAUGACGAAGACGAUUUAGACGAACACAAUCACAUGCAGUAUGAAAACAGAUUACUUUGCCAUCAAAUUGAUGUCUUACAACGGGAGAAACAGGAUAUAUUGCUUAAAAAUCAGGAAUUGGUGUCAGCUAAUAAGCGGAGUAACAGCAAUUUGAAACGUUUACUGGAUGAGGAAAGAAAUAAGAACAAACUUCUAGAAAAAGAAAAAUCUAAUCUUACAACUGUCCAACGACAUGAUACUUGCGAACGUGAAGCCAGCGUUCAUAUUAAAAAAGCUUCCAUUGCAGAACGAUUUACUCAAAGUGUACAAGAAGAGAACAGUAAUUUAAAGCAAAAAUUAGCCGAAGUUCGCCGACAACUGUUUGAUCUUCAAAAAAAAUAUGACCGACUGGAUAAAAAGAAGACUUUUAUAAAAAACGACAAUGUAACAAGUCCUAAGAAAGUCAACGACAAUGCCUCAGCAAAAUUGACAGGACGUAGCAGGUCCACUUUGUCAAAACGAUCGUUAACAACAACAAUUGAAAGCGAUAGUGGUUGUGAAUGUGAUGAAUGUAAAUACUUACAUAGACAAAAUGAAGAGUUAAAAAAUAAAAAUGCGUCUCUACAGCGAGAGAUGGACACGGUCCGUGCAGAAUGGAACGGAUUUGAAAGGAAAAAACAAGUACAAAGAAAACUUUACGAAGAUUCCAUUUUAAAACUUAAAAGACAGAACGAAGUUGUUCGAUCCAAGUAUGAGCGAUACGUUAGUUUAACACAGGAGGAACUUAGCUCAUUACGUGAGACAAUUAGAAAACAUGACGAACAUGUGAAAUUGUUAGAAAAUGAAAACGACAAACUGGAGCAAGAUAGCAAAACCGAUAUUUCAGAAUUGACGAGACAUUUCAAGAAGGAAAAAGAGCAUCAUUAUCUUGAAAUACAGAGGCAUAAAAAGGCUUUGGAAAAUGCUCAACAAGCACGGUAUGAUUCCCAGCUAAAUAUGGAGAAACUAGAACUGCGAAUCAAACAAACCAACGGUGAACUUCAAAGGGCCAACGAAACGAUUGAACGCGAAAGAUCUAGAAACUCCAUGUUUUCUAAGGAAAAAGCCCAAAACAACUACAAUGCUGUACAACUGGUAAUGUUAGACAAAGAACUGAAAAACGAAAAAUCUAGAAACGCAGUGCUGUCUAAAGAAAUAACACAAUACAACGAAUCUUCUGAAGUUCAUCGGAGAUUGGCUGAAGAACUGGAUACCGAACGAUCAGCAAACUCAUUAUUAUUAAAAGAAAGAAACCAUUACAAAGGGCAAGUUGAGCAGAUGAAAGCAUUGCAGUUAGAUCUGGGACAUUGCAGAGCUCUCCUCAAACAAGAACACAACAACUCGGAAGAAUUACGAAAUACAACUGAAAAAAAUCAGCGGUUGGAAGGACAACUUUCUGAUCUCAAAACGUCUGGACAAGCUUUGGUUGAGAAAAAUGAUUGUCUUAACAAUGAAGUCAAACAGUUAUCAAAUGUUCUCGAAGGUAAAGAUAGUGAAUUAACUAAGCUAAAAAUUGAACUUUUGUUGAAAGAUCAAGCGAUAAAAGAAAAAGUGAAUGAAAGUGUCGUGUUAAAAGAGAAACAUGAAAAGAAUCAAGGACUGGUAUCUGAUCUACUAAAAGAAAACAACCAAUUAAAAAGUAACUUGAAAGACACAACCCCUGAUUCAGCUAACUUGGCCGUUAAUAAUUCAAACCUACAACGCGAACUUGAGAAAUAUCAACGGAAACUUAUGAAGGCUAGUUCGGAAUUAGAAAACGCGGCUGAAAACCAGAAACUGAUGGAACGAAUGUGUUCUGAUCUUAAAACGUCUGAACAAGCGUUAAGUGAGACUGUUAAUUCACUUAACAAAGAAAUGAGAGAGUUAACAAUGAGAAAGGAUAGCGAAAUAAACAACCUAAAUUAUGAAUGUCAACGGAAAGGUAAAGAGAUUGAAAAUAUAAUGACUGAACUCUCUUUGAUAAAAGAACAAAAUAAAACAAAUGAACAACUGGUCACUGAUUUACAAAUUGAACUCGGCCAAUAUACAAGUAACUUGAAAGAAAAAGACUCUGACGCCGCAAAUAUGAGCAAUACUAUUUCAAUACUUAGACGUGAAGUGGAGACAUAUCAGAUCGACCUAAAUCAGGCACGCGACGAACUCAGACAUGUGACUGAGAAUACUGAUGAAAAGUCUGAACAAGCCUUUAUUGAUGAAAGAGAUUCCUUAAACGAUAAAGUCAGAGAGUUAACAUAUAUGCUCAAAAGAAAAGACAGCGAUGUACGGAAGAUGGAAACGAAAAUUGCUGAAUUUACCUCAAAAGAAGAGAAAAAUAUCAAACUUGAACGACAGGUCACAGAUCUACAAAUUGAAGUCAACCAAACUAAAAGUGACUUGAACGAAAAAAAUCUCGCCUCCACUAAAUUGACUAAUACUAUUUCAAACUUAAGACGUGAAGUGGAGACGUAUCAGAGCGAGCUCAAUCAAGUACGGGAUGAACUGGGAAAUGCGACUGAGAACAAUCAACAGAUGAAUCAACAGUUCUCCGAUAUAGAAAAGAGUAAUCAAGCGUUCAUUAAUGAAACACGUUCUUUAAAGGAUAAAGUCCGAGAGUUAACCAAUUUUCUCAAAAGAAAAGACAGCGAUGUACGGGAUAUGGAAACGAAAAUGGCUGAAUGUUUCUCAAUAGAAGAGAAAAAUAGUAAACUUGAACGACAGGUCACAGCUUUACAAGUUGAAGUCAGCCAAUAUAAAAUUGAAUUGAACGCCAACAGUUCUGCCUCCACUAAAUUGACUAAUACUAUUACAAACUUAAGACGUGAAGUGGAGACGUAUCGGAGCGAGCUCAGUCAGGCACGGGAUGAACUGAGAAGUACGACUGAGAACUCUCAACAGAUGGAACGACAGAUUUCCGUUCUAAAAAAGUCUGAAAAAGCGUAUAUUGAAGAAAGAGGUUCUUUAAACGAUAAUGUCAGAGAGUUUACAAAUAUUCUCAAAGAAAAAGACAAUAAUAUACAGAAGAUAGAAACAAAGUUGGCUGAAUUGUCCUUGAUGAAAGAGGAACAUGUAAAAGCUGAACGACAAAUCACAGACUUAAAAAUUAAAAUACAGAAAUAUAAAAGUGAAUUGAAAGACAAAGGUGGCAAUUUGACGAAACUGACAAAUACAAUCUCAAACUUAAGUCAUGAAUCGGAGAGAUGUAAGAGUGAACUCAAAGAGGCCCAUGAAAAAAUAAGAAAGUUUGAUCUACGAUUAAAAACUGUUAGUGACGAGCAUGAAAGUUGCAAACAUCUCAUUUCUUCUCUACGUAAAGAGAAUCAAAAACUGUCUGUGCACAAAGUUGAUCAGCCAAGACGUUCAGAAGCAACGCUUAGUCAAAGAGAACACGAACUUAGUCUUGCUUUGGAAAAAUCACGGCAUGAGCUACGUGAAGUUCAGCAUGAACUAGAUGAUACAAAAACAAGGCUGAGUAAAGUUAUGGGACAGAAACUGACUGACAACAAUCCAAAUAUUGCCGACCUGAGCGAUAAAAAUCGACCAACAAAGCUUGCUGAGCGUUACUCCGAAUUGUAUGACAACCAAUGGACAGAUGCAUUUGAGGUCAUUUGCAAGCAGUUAGACGACGAGCAAUCUACAAUCAAAUCACUGGUUGGCAUAUUGAUGAAUGCUGCCAAAUAUUGUCGCGAAGAAGCCAGGACACAGUUGGAAGAAAUACAAGGAAUACUGCUACCCCGAAAGACUGGACCCACCUUUCCGUCACUUGUUCACAAGAAUUUGAAGGAUUGUCGAAAAGCACUUGGAGAACAAACAGGAGCCGCCAUUUACGAGAAAUACUUACAAGACAUUGCAAAACAGCGUCAGCAGUCUUUGCAACUAGACGUAAAACCAUACGUCAAGGAGUGCGUUGAACUGUGUUGGCUAAUGAGCAUACAAGACCCACCCGUUGUCGUUGCCCUAGAGUUACAACACGGUGCAAAUUUCGACACGGACUUCUACAAGGCGUACACCAAGAGUGGUCCCCUGAUUGACUACGUCGUCUGGCCCGCCCUUUGCCUCCACGAGAAAGGUCCACUGCUUUGCAAAGGCAUUGCACAGGGAUAUGGCGGGAAGAAAACAAAAUACUAUGAAAAAGAAACGAACAUCAGGUACCAUAAGGGCGCUGAACGAACACAUGUUCUAAAACAGACACCUAUGAAACCCGUUGAUAUGUCGAAUAGAUGGAUGAACUCAAAUCAACUUAACAAAGACGAAAUCAUCAACCCUUUUCAGGAUGAGGUGUAUAAAUUGGUACAAAAUAAUCAUUCGAUCCAAAGAAAUAACGAGUAUCUAGAAACACAACAUGAACAAGAUUUAUAUCAUGCUGAAUCUUUGAAAGAUCAACUUCAUCAGCUGCAGUAUGAUAACAGUCUUCUUUACGACGUGAUCGAACGGCAAAAACGUGAUUUUUUGUCUGACAAUGAUAAACUGAUUCAAGAAAAUAAAACAUUAAUUUUCGAACGAGAUGAUCUACGCAAGCAACGUGACGAAUUAACAAAGAAAUUAAAUGGUGAUGAACAAACGAAGAAUAACUAUCUAAACACGAAAAAAACAUGUGUCGUUGGGCAUACAAAUUGUGAACGACAGGUCACAUUUUAUAAAAAUAAAGCCACUAUUGUUGAUAAACAAUGUCGACAUUUGCUAGAAGAGAAUAGUCAAUUAAAGAAUCAAACGGUCGAACUACGUAAAGAAAAAAAUGCAAUACAAACACGCUAUGAGAAAAAGUUCAGUAGAGACGUGCCCGUCACAUCUACUAACAGGGGUAAAAAUGGCUCCACACACUCUCCAAAACUGACAGGUAAGGGAAGACCACCAAAGCAAAGUGAAAAAACAACGACAUCUGAAGAUGAUAAUUCAACGAUUGCAUAUCACAAAGAAUGUUGUAAAUGGAAACUGAAGAAUGAACACUUGAAUACAAGAAUAGAGGAAUUAGAAAAUAAACUACUGACAAACAAUCACCAAUUAAGAAGUUUUGAAAACGAAGUACAAAACCUAAAAUAUACAGUUUCGAAUAAUGAGACAGCGAAUUCCAAGCUAAAAAACGAACAGCGGGAACUGCAUGCACUACGUGACACUAUUAGAAAACAACAAACACGUAUCGAAUUGUUAGACGAUGAAAAAGAUAAACUAGAACAGGAAAGGAAAAUGAUUACGAGACAUUCAACUAAGGUAAAUGAAUGUCAGGAAUUAGAAAUUCAAAGACAUAAAAAGGCUUUGAAAACAUUUCAUGAAGCACAUUAUGAUUUUCAGCUGAAAAUUCAAAACUUAGAACAGCGUAUCGAACAAAGCGCAGAUCAACUUCGUGUGGCCGAAGAAAAACUUAACAUCGAAAGAUCAAGAAACAUCAAGUUGUUAAAGAAAAUGGUUCCAUACGAAAGGACAGUCGAGAAACUUCGUGUGAUGACCAAAACAUACGAAAGCGAAAGAUCUAGAAACCACAUGCUAUCUAAUGAAAAAGCUAAAUGCGAAAGGACAGUCGACAAAUUUCGAGAAGUAAACCAAGAACUCGAAAGCCAAAUAUCAAUGUCAGUGAAGAAAGAUAAAUUCGAAGAAAUAGUUGAAAAACUUCGCGUAUUGAAUGGAAAUCUGAAAUACGAAAUGUCACAAAACGACAUGCUUUCCAAGGAAAUAAACAAAUACAAAGAACAGAUUGAACAUAUGGCAGAUUACCAUGCACAUCUUAGACAAGAAGAUAAAAAUUCGAAAUAUUUACAAAUCACGACUGAAAAAAAUCAGCAGUUGGAGCGACAACUCUCUAGUAUUAAACAGUCUGAGCAGGUCUUGGAUGAGAAAAUUGAUUCUCGAAACAAUGAAAUCAGAGAGUUAAGAAAUGAUCUUGAAUGUAAAGACAGAGAUAUAAGUAAACUUCAAAUUGAACUUCAGCGGCAGUAUCAAGAAAUUGACAAAAGAGUGAGUGAACUUGCCGUGAUAAAAGAGACAAAUGUAAAAUAUAAACGACUGGUAUCUUAUCUACAAACAGAAAUCAACCAAUAUAAAAGUAACUUGGUAUGCACAACCCCUGAUUCAUCCAAACGGACAAAUAGUGUUUCAAAGCUAAAAUGCGAAGUGGAAAAUGCAAAAACUGAACUCUCUUUAAUAAAAGAACAAAACAAAACAAAUGAACAAUUGGUCACUGAUUUACAAAUUGAACUUGGCCAAUAUAAAAGAAACUUGAAGGACAAAGACUCUUAUUGUGAAAAAAUGAGCAAUACUAUUACGAACUUAAGACUUGAGAUUGAGACGUAUCAGAGCGAACUUAAUCAAACACGGGACGAACUGAGAAAUGCGACUGAAAUUAGUCUUAAAAAAACUGAAAAAGCGUUUAUUGAUGAAAGAGGUUCUUUAAACGACAGAGUAAGAGAGUUAACAGAUAUGCUCAAAAAAAAAGAAAGCGAUGUACGGAAGAUGGAAACGCAAAUGGCUGAAUGUUCCUCAAAAGAAGAGAAAAAUAAUAAACUAGAACGACAGAUCACAGAUUUGCAAACUGAAAUCAACAGAUAUGAACGUGACUUGAACGACAAAAGUUCUGCUUCCGCUAAAUUGACCAAUACUAUUUCAAACUUAAGACGUGAAGUGGAGACUUAUCAGAGCGAACUCAAUCAGGCACGGGAUGAACUGAGAAAUGCGACUGAGAACAAUCAACAGAUGGAACGACAAAUUUCCGAUCUUAAAAAGAGUGAUCAAGCGUUCAUUAAUGAAAGAGGUUGUUUAAACGAUAAAAUCCAAGAGUUAACCAAUAUUCUCAAAAGGAAAGACAGCGAUGUACGGAAUAUGGAAACGAAAUUGGCUGAAAUUUCCUCAAUAGAAGAGAAAAAUAUCAAACUUGAACGACAGGUCGCAGAUUUACAAAUUGAAGUCAACCAGUAUAGAAGUGACUUGAAUGAAAACAGUUCUGCCUCCGCUAAAUUGACCAAUACUAUUUCAAACUUAAGACGUGUAGCGAAGACGUAUCAGAGCGAACUCAGUCAGGCACGGGAUGAACUGAGAAAUGCGACUGAGAAAAUUCAACUGAUAGAACGACAGUUUUCUGAUACAAAAACGACUGAUCAAACGUUAAUUGAUACAACAGGUUUUUUAAACGAUAAAAUCCUAAAUUUAACAAAUAUUCUUGAAAGAAAAGAAAGCUAUGUACGGAAGAUGGAAACGCAAAUUGCUGAAUUUUCCUCAAUAGAAGAGAAAAAUAAUAAACUAGAACGACAGGUCACAGAUUUGCAAACAGAAGUCAACAGAUAUGAAAGUGACUUGAACGAAAACAGUUCUGCCUCCGCUAAAUUGACCAAUACUAUUACAAACUUAAAACGUGAAGCGAAAACGUAUCAGAGCGAACUCAGUCAGGCACGGGAUGAACUGAGAAAUGCGACUGAGAAAAUUCAACUGAUAGAACGACAAAUUUCCGAUCUAAAAAGGUCUGAACAAGCCUUAAUUGAUGAAAGAGGUUCCUUGAGCGAUAAUAUCAGACAGUUAACAGAUAUUCUCAAAGGAAAAGACAGUGAUAUACAGAAGAAAGAAAAAGAAUUGGCUGAAUAUUCCUUGAUAAAAGAGGAAAAUGCAAAAGCUGAACGACAGAUCACAGAUUUACAAAAUGAAAUAAAGCAGUAUAAAAGUGAAUUGAAAGACAAAAGUGAUAAUUUGACAGAACAGACCAAUACAUUUUCAAACUUAAGUCAUGAAUCGGAGAGAUGUAAGAGUGAACUCAAAGAGGCCCAUGAGAAAAUAAGGAAGUUAAAUCUACAAUUGAAAACUGUAAAUGAUGAGCAUGAAAAGUGCAAUCAUCUCAUUUCUUCUCUACGUAAAGAGAAUGCAAAGCUGUACAAAGACAAUGACCAGACAAGACGUUCAGAAGCAACGCUUAGGCAAAGAGAACACGAACUUAGCCUUGCUUUGGAAAAAUCACGACGCGAGCUCCGUGAAGUUCAGCAUGAACUAGAUGAUACAAAAACAAGGCUGAGUAAGGUUAUGGGACAGAAACUCACUGACAACAAUCCAAAUAUCGCAGACCUGAGCGAUAAAAAUCGACCAACAAAACUUGCUGAGCGUUACUCCGAAUUGUAUGACAACCAAUGGACAGAUGCAUUUGAGGUCAUUUGCAAGCGGCUACACGACGAAAACUCUACAAUCCAAUCACUCGUUGACAUAUUGAUGAAUGCUGCUAAAUAUUGUCGCGAAGAAGCCAUGACACAGUUGGAAACAAUACAAGGAAUUUUGCUUCCCCGGAAGACUGGAUCCACUUUUCCGUCACUUGUUCACAAGAAUUUGAAGGAUUGUCGAAAAGCACUUGGAGAACAAACAGGAGCCGCCAUUUACGAGAAAUACUUACAAGACAUUGCUAAACAGCGUCAGCAGUCUUUGCAACUUGACGUAAAACCAUACGUCAAGGAGUGCGUUGAACUGUGUUGGCUUAUGAGCAUACAAGAUCCACCAGUUGUCGUUGCCCCAGAGUUACAGCACGGUGGAAAUUUCGACACGGACUUCUACAAGGCGUACACCAAGAGUGGUCCUUUCGUUGACUACGUCGUCUGGCCCGCCCUAUGCCUUCACGAGAAAGGUCCGUUGCUUUGCAAAGGCAUUGCACAGGGAUAUGGCGGGAAGAAAACAAAAUACUAGUGAUCUAUGGGUGUGUUUCUUUGACAUAAAUAGUUAUGAUUUUGUUUGGUAUAAACGUGCUUAAAUUUGCAUUAAAGAUGCAUGUGUCAUAAAGAAGACGCAUUUUAUGUUUGAGUGACAUUACUUUUGUAAACAGCAAUGUCAAUUGUAACAUGUAAAUAAGAUAUUCCGUCCUAUGAUUUCCAAUCCACUUCAAAUGCACCUACUAGUUUUACAUUUAAUAUAUUAUUUCACGUUUAUCUGAUGCAUUCUUUAAAAAUCUGAAACAUUUCCGAACAUUUAAGAUUAACCUUUUUUCUCGAAAAGUUCAGGAAUUAAACACGCUUGUUGAUUUAUAGUUUGAAUAAGAGUGAAUAUAACAGUAUUGAUCCCUUUGCAAGAUAUUAAAGCAGGAACUUAAAAUAGUAACUGAAACUGUCAACAGCAUAAUUGUCGAUAUCAAACCAGCGGAAGCAAUGUAAAAUGUGUUAUUAUAGUUACAACUCCGCGUCAUUGUUCAUGCGCUGAAAUACUUUUUUGCGUUCAACAGUCAAACACUUAAACGCUUUUUGGCAAGAGCUCAGUAUAAAUAGUAAGCAUUAUGCUUAAGUUCAUUUGAAAUACACGUUAAGCUGAAUAUUUUGUGUGUUUUGUUGUUGUUGUUGUGUUUUUAAGUUUUUUUAAACGCACUUUUUAACUUACAUUGGCCUACGGUCUACUCGAACGUCUCAUUCUGUGUGUAAAGUCUGACAUAAGGUAUCUUUCAGAAAUAAAUAAUAAACUAGUUUGUUUUGACAUAUUCCAGUCGUUCCAUAUAUGAAGAAACACGUGAUAAUACAUGUUAUUUUUAUUGUAUUGCUUAGUUUGAGCAGAAUUGUUAUUUUUACUGUUAUUUUUUAAUUAUUGAUAUUAUAUAUAGUCAGUGUACCAAACAUACAUAUAUGUUAUUAGAGCGUAUUUCAUACCUAGAAAUGCAUGAAACAAAUAAUCUUGCGAACCUUGAAUCUUGUUCAAAUGUCUGAUAUUACUGCUUAAAACACUAUUACUCAAGUGAUUUCAAGAUAUGUAACGGAAUAGAUUUUAUAAUAUAUUGUAUAUAUUUAGAAAAUUACUAUUUUACACAGAUGCAUAUUUCAUUGAAAUCGAAAAGCAUUAUAUAUAGUGUUGUGAAGGGCAUUGAUUUGCUACUCGUUCACAGAAGGUUGUAUACAAACAAUGUUUAUUUUGUUUUUAUCUUAAUGUGUUUGAAAAAGAACAGACGUUUUAUAUAUAUUUAAAUAAACUCAUCAUAUAGCCUCA